AUGUCUAAGAGAGGAAGAGGUGGUUCCGCUGGAGGCAAAUUCCGCAUCUCCCUGGGUCUCCCAGUCGGGGCAGUUAUCAACUGUGCCGACAACACAGGAGCUAAGAACUUGUUUGUUAUUGCUGUCCAUGGCAUCAAGGGUCGUCUCAACAGGCUGCCAGCAGCUGGCAUUGGGGACAUGUUUGUGGCCACAGUCAAAAAAGGAAAACCAGAACUUAGGAAAAAAGUAAUGCCAGCAGUGGUCAUACGUCAGAGGAAACCAUUACGAAGAAAAGAUGGGCUGUUCCUUUAUUUUGAGGACAAUGCCGGGGUGAUAGUCAACCCUAAAGGGGAGAUGAAGGGAUCAGCUAUCACGGGGCCUGUUGCUAAAGAAUGUGCUGACCUCUGGCCUCGAAUUGCCUCCAACGCAAGUUCCAUUGCUUAG
Messenger RNA from Candidula unifasciata, 423 nucleotides. The record is from the annotation of a GenBank genome assembly. NCBI's taxonomy places the organism in Eukaryota, Metazoa, Mollusca, Gastropoda, Stylommatophora, Geomitridae.